This is a messenger RNA of Linum trigynum, 4600 nucleotides long. The record is from the annotation of a GenBank genome assembly. NCBI's taxonomy places the organism in Eukaryota, Viridiplantae, Streptophyta, Magnoliopsida, Malpighiales, Linaceae.
UUCGGAUUCGAUAAUUCCGAUUGGGAUAUCAAAGUACCGAUUGGGAUACCGAAAUAUUUAGGGAUUGGGAUUGGGAUACCGAAAUUAUUUAAGGAUUGGGAUUGAGAUUGACUUUAGGGUGUAAUUCGGUAUUCGGAAUUUCGUUAUUUGCUAUUGGGAUACCGAUACCGUACUGAUUUCCACCCCUGGCUGUCCAUCACAUUUUUUGGUCGAUGUUUGGGAAUGCUAUCUUCACCAGUUUCGAAUGUUAUCUAUUACAUAUUUUUGCUCAUUUCUGGGAAUGCUAUUUUCACUUGUUUUGAAGUCUAUCCGUCACAGAAUUUGGACAAUUUUGGGGAAUGCUAUUUUUCACAGGUUUUGAAGGCUAUCUAUCACAUUUUUUGACCAAUUUAUUUGUAUUCUAUUUUUCAACGGUUUUGAAAGCUAUCCAUCACGUAUUUUGAUCGAUUUUUUGUAAUGCUAUUUUCACUGGUUUUAUAGGCUAUCCAUCACAGAUUUUGGCUAAUUCUUUCGAAUGCUAUUAUCUACCAUUUUUUUAAGGAUGCCCAUCAAAAAAUUUGGCUGAUUUUUUUAGAAUGCUAUUUUCACUAGUUUUGAAACCUAUCCAUCACAAAUUAUGUCCUAUUUUUGGGAAUGCUAUUUUCAUCAGUUUUGAAGGCUAUCCAUCCCAGAUUUUGGCACAUUGUUAGGAAUUCUAUUUUUCACUAAUUUUGAGGGCUAUCUAUCACCAAUUUUGGGGAAUGCAGUUUUUCAACGAUUUUGAAGGAUGUCGAACAUCUUUUUUGGCCUAUUUUUGGGAAUGCUAUUUUCGCUGUUUUUGAAGGUUAUCCAUCAAAGAUUUAUGCUGGUUUUUUGGGAAUGCUAUUUCAACCAGUUUUGAAAACAAUCCAUCACAGAUUUUGUCAUAUUUUUGGGAAUACUAUUUUCACAGGUUUUGAAGGCUAUCCAUCACAGAUUUUUGCUGAUUUUUGGGAAUUCUAUUUUCACCAAUUUUGAAGGUUAUCCAUCACAGAUUUUGGACAACUCUUUUCAAUGCUAUUAAACACCAUUUUUUAAGGUUAUCCAUUAUAGAUUUUGGCCGAUUGAUUGGAAUGCUAUUUCACUCGUUUUGAAGGCCAUCCAUCUCAUAUUUUGGCGGUUUUUCGGAAUUCUAUUUUCACCGGUUUGAAACCUAUGCAUAUUUUGGCCUAUUUUUUGGAAUGCUAUUUUCACUAGUUUUGAGGGCUAUCCAUCACAGAUUUUGGUCAAUUCUUAAGAAUUCUAUUUUCACGAGUUUUGAAGACUAUCUAUCACUGGCCAAUUUUGGAGAAUGCCAUUUUCACUGGUUUUGAAGGCUUUCCAUCACUUUUUUUGGCCGAUUUUUGAGAAUGCUAUCUGUAACAUCCUGAACCUUUUCCCGACAAUAUACUGUCCGCUUUAGGCCUCUACACGCGCACGGUUUUCGACUUGGGGUGCAAUUCAAGGUGACUUCCCAUAAGGUCACCCAUCCUUGUUGUACUCCACACUGAGCAUGUUUAACUUCGGAGUUCUCACAAGAACUCCUCCAUUACAUCCCAAAACGCGUCUUAUCAGUUAAGGUCGGUUUCCUACUUAUGAACCAUGGGUCUCUCCCGUGCUUUGUCGAUGUGGGAUUUGCCUAAGGUGUUACAUACACCCCCCCCCCCCCCCUUGGGACUCAACGUCCUCGUUGAGGUUUGCCCCAUCAUCGUUCAAGAGGGACGCGGAGAGGCUCUGAUACCACUUGUAACAUUCCGAACCUUUUCCCGACAAGAUACUGUCCGCUUUGGGCUUCUACACCCGCACGGUUUUCGACUUGGGGUGCAAUUCAAGGUGACUUCCCAUAAGGUCACCCAUCCUUGUUGUACUCCACACUGAGCACGUUUAACUUCGGAGUUCUCACAAGAACUCCUCCAUUACACCCCAAAACGCGUCUUAUCAGUUAAGGUCGGUUUACUACUUAUGAACCAUGGGUCUCUCCCGUGCUUUGUCGAUGUUGGAUUUGCCUAAGGUGUUACACUAUCUUCACCGGUUUUGAAGGCUAUCGAUCACAGAUUUUCCCCAAUUUUUGGGAAUGCAAUUUUCACCUAUUUUGUUGGGAGGGCCCGGAGACGAUGGAGCACCUAUUCCUUUACUGUCCGGUGGCGCGGGCCCUCUGGGACUAUUCAGGGUUGGAAUAUUUGGGGGAGGGGUUGCCUCGACACACUUUUCCUUUGUUUCUAAAUCGUUUGUUGGCGCUAAUUCAUCAACCGUCGUUGGUUAUGGCUGUUGUUCCAGUCCUUUGGAGGAUCUGGCGAUCUCGGAAUUGGGUUGUCUUUGAGGACAAGCAAUUUGGGUUCCCGACUCUCAUGCGCCAGUUUCAACAACAGUAUGAGGAAUGGGUGGGCCUCCCUGUGGAUCGGACUCCGAUGAUAAUUACCCCGGUGAUGCAACCAACAAUGCAGGUGGGUGGUUCGCAUUUGGUAUGCAUGUGGGGCGGGGCUACUAAGUGUGGAUCGCAUUCGGCUGGUGGGAUGGUUCUCCUUGACCCUGAAAGGAGGAUUCUGCUGGCUAAAGGGGUUCAGUUUUCUCAAUUGGAUGACCCACGGAUGGUGGAAUUGCUUGUGCUUAGGGACGCUAUUAUUUGGUGUAUGGAGCAAGGCUUAUCGGAGGUCCGCUUUGAGGGCGAUGCGAAGGUGGUUAUUGACAAAAUUAAUCAAGCCAAUACGAGGGAUAGCAGGUUGGGUGUUGUUUUGGAAGAGAUUGGUCAUUAUUUUCGUAUUCAAUCUGGUUUUAGUGUGCGCUUUGUGGGUCGGGAGAACAAUAGGGUAGCUCAUUUGGUAGCUAGGAAAGCCCUUUCUUUGUUUCCGACUAUGAGUCGCUUUUUCGAUUUCCAGUCCUGGCUGAUUUCCAGGGUGUAACUAUCUUUUUUAUGAUCAAUACAUGAUAUCUUUUGACAAAAAAAAAAUAUUUUCACCUAUUUUGAAGGCUAUCCAUCACAGAUUUUGGCCAAGUUUUGGGGACGCUGUUUUUUAUUGGUUUUGAAGGCUAUCCAACACAUUUUUUACCGGUUUUGGGAAUGCUAUUUUCACCGAUUUUUAAGGCUAUUCAUCACAGAUUUUUGCCGAUUUUUGUGAAUGCUAUUUUCAUCGGUUUUGAAUGAUAUCCAUCACAUAUUUUGGCUGAUUCAUUUGGAAGCUAUUAUACACCAUUUUUGAAGGCCAUUCAUCACAUAUUUUGGCCGGUUUUUUGAAAUGCUAUUUUCACCGGUUUGAAAUCAAUCCAUCACAUAUUUUGGCCGAUUUUUUGGAAUGCUAUUUUCACGGAUUUUGAAGGUUAUCCAUCACAUUUUUUGCCAAUUUUGGGGAAUGCCAUUUUACACUGGAUUUGAAGGCUAUCCAUCACAUAUUUUGACCGAUUUUUAGGAAUGCUAUCUUCAGCAGAUUUGAAGGCUAUCCAUUACAGAUUUUUGCCAAUUUUUGGGAAUGCUAUUUUCACCGACUUUGAAGGCUAUUCAACACAGAUUUUGGCCUAUUUUGGUGAAUGCUAUUUUUCACCAUUUUGACUUUUGAAGACUAUCCAUCACAUUUUUUACCGAUUUUUUGGAAUGCUAUAUUUCACCGAUUUUGAAGGUUAUUUGUUUCAGAUUUUUGCCAAUUUUUGGGAAUGUUAUUUUCACUUGUUUUGAAGGCUAUCCAUCACAAACUUUGGCCUAUUUUGGGGAAUGCUAUUUUUCACCGGUUUCGAAGACUAUCCAUCACAUUUUUUACCAUUUUUUGGAAUUCUAUUUUUCACUGGUUUUGAAGGCUAUCUAUCACAGAUUUUGACCAAUUUUUUAGAAUGCUAUUUUCACCGGUUUUGAAGGCUAUCAAUCACAGAUUUUGUCCGAUUCUUUUGAAUGCUAUUAUACACCAUUUUUUAAGGCUAACCAUCAAAGAUUUUGGCCGGUUUUUUGGAAUGCUAUUUUCACCAGUUUUGAAACCUAUCUAUCACAUAUUUUGUGCUUUUUAUCGUAUUUUGGGAAUGCUAAUUUCACUGGUUUUUAAGGCUAUCCAUCACAGAUUUUGGCCGAUUUUUUAGAACGCUAAUUUCACUGGUUUUGAAGGCUAUUCAUCACAUAUUUUGGCCGAUUCUUUUGAAUGCUCUUAUACGCCAUUUUUGAAGGCUAUCCAUCAAAGAUUUUGGUUGGUUUUUUGGAAUGCUAUUUUCACCUGUUUUGAAACCAAUCCAUCAUUUAUAUUGUCCAAUUUUAUCCUAUUUUGGUGAAUGCUAUUUUCACCGGUUUUGAGGCUAUCCAUAACAGAUUUUGGCCGAUUUUUGGGAAUGCUAUUUUCCCCAAUUUUGAAGGUUAUCCAUCACAUAUAGGGAUGGCAAUAAAACCCAUGACCGCGGGUAUCCGACCGCCCCCGACCCAGUCAACGCGGGGAAUCCCCGCUUUGACCGGGUAUGGGGCGGGUAUGGGUAAAACUCGCAAAAAGUUUGAUGGGUAUGGGGCGGGUAUGGUUUUGACCUCCCCCGCCCCACCAAGAGAAUUUCUUCACAUAUAAAAAAAAAUAUGUGGAUUAAAUUGUAAUCUAUCAAUGGUGAUGAGGAUAACUCAAGGAAAUAAAUAGUAAAAAUGCAA